ACGGACCUUUAGAGCGGCACACCGGGCGGAAGUGUUUUGUUUUUAAAACCCGUUAGCAGGGUCGUUCUGUUUCUGAGUGUAGACAGAGCUGGAAGACGGUUGUGUCUUGUCGUCGUGUUCCAGAUAAAUGUUUGAGCUGCUGAAGUAACAAUGUCUUCAAGUGGGAGUUUGAGAGAUCUGAUGAUUGAGCGACAAACUGUUUCUCCAGAAGAAAUAUUCAAACUCUUUGAAAGAACUGUCGUCCAGUACGAGGAAGACAUCGACCAUCAGCGCAGACUGCUGGAUAUCACCUGGAAACCUGAGAUAAAGUUGUACAGAAUAGACCUCCCACAUAAACAUGUCUGCACAGAGGAGGUUCUUACUGAGCAGCAGCUCUGUAACCAGGAGAGGAACUCCAGUCUGGACCAGGAGGAACCAGAACCUCCACAGAUAAAAGAGGAACAGGAGGAUCCAGAACCUCUUAAUUUUAAAGAGGAACAAGCGGAACAAGAACAUCCCCAGAUGAAAGAGGAACAAGAGGAACCAGAACCUCUACAGAUGAAAGAGGAACAGUGGGCACCAGCAUCUCCACAGAUUAAAGAGGAACAGGAGGAACUCUUCAGCAUUCAGUGGGAAAAACAUCUUGUACUGAAGCAGGAGAUUGAUUCCUCGAUGGAGACUCCAACUGAUGAAGAAAGUGAGCACAGUGACCAUUUCCUCUCUUGCAACUCUCCUGUGUCUGAGAGCUCAGAUCAGGGAAUAAUCAACCAUGUAGACUCAGGAUCAAUGAGAAAUUCAGAGCUGAAUUUAAGAAAGAGACGUCGCAGAGACACAAGCCACAGUGAUAAUGUAAACAACUCUCUCAUGUCAGAGAGUCUGUGUGAUACUGACACAGGUAGAAAGUUUGUAACAUGUGACGUCUGUGGAAAAGCCUUUAAGAAAAAGUCCGCAAUGAAAAUGCAUUAUAGACUCCACACAGGUGAGACACUUUGUCAUUGCAACACAUUUGGUAAAAGUUUCACAAAGAGAAGUGAUUUUAUUUUAAGCACCAGGGUUCACACAGUUGAGACGCCGUUCUCUUGCGAGGCAUGCGGGAAACACUUCAGUAAAAGUAACAAUUUGACUCGGCACAUGAGGACUCAUACAGGUGAGAAGCCUUACAGCUGUGACACAUGUGGUAAAACCUUCAGUCAAAGAAGUACUUUAAUGAAACACAUGAGGACUCACACAGGUGAAAAGCCGUACAGUUGUGACACAUGUGGUAAAACCUUCAAUCAAAGAAGUACUUUAAUGAGGCACAUGAGGACUCACACAGGUGAGAAACCAUACAGUUGUGAUAUAUGUGGUAGAACCUUCAAUCAAAGUAAUCAUUUAUCAAAACACAUGAGGACUCACACAGGUGAGAAGCCAUCCUCUUGCAAGACAUGUGGGAAAUGUUUCAGUCAAAAUAGUGCUUUGACUCAGCACAUGAGGACUCACACAGGUGAGAAACCGUACCGUUGUGACACAUGUGGUAAAACCUUCACUCAGAGCAAUCAUUUAUUGCACCACAUAAGGACUCACACAGGUGAGAAACCAUUCAUUUGCAAGAUAUGUGGAAAAUGUUUUCGUCAACAUAAUGUUUUGACUAAGCACAUGAGGACUCACACAGGUGAGAAGUUGUCAUCCUGACAACUGAUCUCAUUAUCCUCUGUGAUAAGUUGAAAUUAAGUUUUUUAUUUCAGACACAACAUCCUGCACAACCAAAACGUUCAGCAGCUGCCGGACAAGGAAAAGAUAAAAACAACCAGACUUUUUUAAUGGUGAGAACUGAAAGAACAUUGCUAACAAAACAAUUCUUCCAGAGACUGUAGUACCAUGUAUAGAAAAUGGCAGUGUAUCACUUGUUUCCUUUCCACUCCCCAUAGAAACGCUCAAACCCCAAAUAUCGCAAUAAAAAUCUGGUAAUGAAUACACCUGCACCUGCAUGUACUUUUGCCAGUUUUGAAGUAAAUUGCUGGCUGAUGAUAUUGACCCUCUACUGGUGAAAGGGGGAGACAGCAACACAUAACAAUCAUCAAGUUAGUCUUUCCCAUGGACUAUAUAAAGUAGAUAUAGUGUCAAUAGUUAGAGGUUGGUUAGAAAAGUGACUGCGCAGAAAAGUAUAUCAUCAGUACAAUAUAAUAAGGACAUUUCAGCUGCCACGCCAAGAUAAACAAUGGGUCAGUGAAAGUGAGUUACCAUUUUCACUGAACGGUAACGUGAAAACCGAUCCAUUUUUCUUUUUCAGGCAUGGCAUGUUCUGUGUAUAUUUACGAUGAGGACAAAGUAGUUUUGUUCAGUUCUGAAUAAAAUAAUGAAAUACUUCAGUUCUAUUAAUAUCAAUUCCAACAAUUUCCCUGUUCAUGGUAGUUAAAGAAUUAAAAUGUAUCCAUUGCCAAGUGUGUUCAUCUUAAUUAUUUUCUCCCCACAAUUUUCCCAUUAACCUUUAUGUUGUGUGUUAUCUCUGAAAAAGUGAAGUUAAUUUUUUCAGCUUGACCUAAAACUCCACGAGUUUGUCCACACACAAAAUAAAUUGUAUAGAUUUA
This is a messenger RNA of Mugil cephalus (flathead mullet), 2546 nucleotides long. Its product is annotated as zinc finger protein OZF-like. The record is from RefSeq and is a predicted model, not a curated record. NCBI's taxonomy places the organism in Eukaryota, Metazoa, Chordata, Actinopteri, Mugiliformes, Mugilidae. Gene Ontology annotation, molecular function: RNA polymerase II cis-regulatory region sequence-specific DNA binding; DNA-binding transcription factor activity, RNA polymerase II-specific. The coding region runs from base 151 to 1650 and encodes 499 amino acids. The transcript has 2 exons. Gene Ontology annotation, biological process: regulation of transcription by RNA polymerase II.